This is a messenger RNA of Corythoichthys intestinalis (scribbled pipefish), 1782 nucleotides long. Its product is annotated as SCAN domain-containing protein 3-like. The transcript is spliced from 2 exons. NCBI's taxonomy places the organism in Eukaryota, Metazoa, Chordata, Actinopteri, Syngnathiformes, Syngnathidae. The record is from RefSeq and is a predicted model, not a curated record. Bases 1 to 1782 code for a protein of 593 amino acids.
AUGGAGAAGUUUCUAAGAAGGAGAAAUGCAAACUCUGAGCAGGGCUCUGGACAAAAUGCUGACCCAGACGAAGGCCCUAGUAUGCGUGGUGGACAACAGAAGAAAGACAAGAUGGUUAGCUCAAGGCUUUACAGUGAAAGCUACCUGUCAUUUGGAUUCACUUUCACCGGGGAUGCAACGGCACCGUCGCCAUUAUGCCUGGUGUGUGGCGAGAAGCUAGCUAACAGCGGCAUGGUGCCCAGCAAGCUUAAACGGCAUCUACAAACAAAACACCCGUCCCUUCAAGACAAGCCGGUGGAUUACUUUGUACGCUUACUUAAAAACACAGAGAAACAGGCAACUUUUUUGAGGAAAACCACAACGGUAAAUGAGAGAGCCCUUAAAGCUAGCUACCUUGUUGCUGAACUCGUAGCUAAAUCAAAAAAGUCACACACGGUGGCAGAAACAUUAAUACUGCCUGCCUGUAAAGCCAUUGUUAAUGAGGUGCUUGGCCCUGACGCCGCCAAAGAAAUCGCUAAAGUCCCUCUCUCGGAUAACACAAUUGCCAGACAUAUUAAUGACAUGUCUGCAGACAUCGAAACUGUUGUUUUGGAGAAGAUACACGUCAGUAAGAAAUUUGCAUUGCAACUCGAUGAGUCAACGGAUAUUAGUGGACAUUCUCAGCUCUUGGCCAAUGUGCGUUUUGUGGAUGGAGAUGCAAUUCGAGAAAACUUCCUAUUUUGCAAGGCACUGCCAGAAAAAACAACAGGAGAGGAAAUUUUUCGGGUCACAUCGGAAUAUUUUGACAAAGGAGGGUUGACGUGGGAAAACUGCACAAGUGUUUGCACUGAUGGAGCAGCAGCCAUGGUCGGGCGCAUCAAAGGCUUCGUAAGCAGAGUGAAAGAAAAAAACCCAAAUGUUAUCGUUACGCACUGUUUUUUACACCGUGAGGCUCUCAUUGCAAAGACCUUACCAGCAGACCUGGCUCAUGUGUUGGAUGAUGUUGUGCGUAUAGUGAACUUUGUGAAGUCACGACCUUUGAAAAGUCGCAUGUUUGCAUCUUUGUGUGAGGAAAUGGGAGCGGAGCAUAAAACGUUAUUGCUUCAUACGGAGGUCCGAUGGUUGUCGCGCGGCAAGGUGCUGGCCCGUGUGUAUGAGCUGCGAGAGGAACUUAAACUAUUUCUGAUAAAUGAGAGGCCUGAUUGCUCAAAGCUGCUUGCAACUGAUGAGUGGUGUGCAAAACUGGCAUACCUGGCUGAUAUAUUUCAUCAUCUGAAUGAACUGAACACACGGAUGCAAGGCCGGAAUGAAAACCUGCUUACAAGCACAGAUAAAAUGAAUGGAUUCCGUUUAAAGGUACAGCUCUGGCAACAACAUGUGCAGCGUGGCAACCUAGGGAUGUUCCCACUCACCGAGAAACGGAGCGAUGUCAACACUGCUGCACUGUGCGAGGUGAUAGGCACACAUUUGAAAACGCUUCAGGAGAAGUUGUCAUUUUAUUUCCCCUCAGCCUGCACAGAACAUCUCGACUGGGUGAGGGACCCAUACAGCUCAGCAUCAGUUGUUGGAAUGGACAUGACUUUACAGGAGCAAGAGCAACUCAUUGAACUGAAACAAAAUCGUGGUUUGAAGCUAAACUUUGCUGAUCUUCCUUUGGACAGUUUUUGGUUAACUGCUGCCAAGGAGUUCCCCAUUCUGGCCAACAAAGCUGUUUCAACAUUGCUCCCAUUUUCCACAACAUAUCUAUUUCCUGCCAGAAUAUCAUCCUUGUGUUCAUCUAAACAGGCCCAGGGGUCACACUGA